Molecule: messenger RNA, 605 nt
Organism: Suillus paluster
Lineage: Eukaryota; Fungi; Basidiomycota; Agaricomycetes; Boletales; Suillaceae
Exons: 5
Coding region: 65-511 (148 amino acids)
Biological process (GO): positive regulation of helicase activity; mitochondrial DNA replication
Cellular component (GO): mitochondrial nucleoid
Molecular function (GO): single-stranded DNA binding
Source: RefSeq, a predicted model, not a curated record
CCUGUAUUACCGUGACAGAAAACCGAGACUCUUUUACUAGAACGCGAUUCGAAAGACGAGAAUUAUGCUUUCCUCUGCUCGUCACGCUUUUGCUCGCGCGCCGCGUCGUGCUUUCUCAACAACUUCGACGCGUUCGUACGACGUCUCCAAGCUCAUCCUCAUUGGACGACUAGGCAAAGACCCUGAGGUUCGUACCACCAAGAGCGACAAAGAAUAUGUUUCCUAUGCCGUAGCAACCACCAACUACCCCCCACCACCUCCUAACCCUGAUGGCAGCCGUCAAGAGGCUGGAACGACAUGGCACAACAUCAUUUGCUUUAAUCCCGGUCAGACCAACUACUUGCGCACUCUCCAGAAAGGGGCCCAAGUAUACGUCGAGGCAAACUUUGAGCUUCGUGACCCGGAUCCAAGCGCAGACUCAUCUUCGCCGCAGGGUCAAAGACAGAUAUUCCUUAGACACGAAACCAUCCGAGUCAUCAGGCAGGCCCCCUCGCAUGAGACCCAUGAGUAGAUGCAGCAUGCAUGUUAUUCCAUGACCAUCCGCCCGUCUUAUUGGUAUCUAUUACACGCCACCCCUCACUCUCCCCGAUAAUAUAUGUUACAUU